GACCAGGGCGCAUGCGUAACAGGGCUUGACAUAGCGCGGAGGAAAAAUCCGCGAGGUGGUGGAAGAAGAUGGCGGUGCUGGGGCAGAGUUUGCAAUCUUUUUAAAUAGGCUAGUCGAGUAACUAUUCGGGUCAUGGCGUCAAACUCAACUAAGUCUUUCCUGGCAGAUGCCGGCUAUGGCGAACAGGAGCUGGAUGCUAACUCUGCCCUUAUGGAAUUAGACAAAGGUCUAAGAUCUGGCAAGCUUGGCGAGCAAUGUGAAGCAGUUGUUCGCUUUCCCAGGCUCUUUCAGAAGUAUCCAUUCCCUAUUCUCAUCAAUUCCGCAUUCCUAAAGUUAGCUGACGUUUUCAGAGUUGGAAACAAUUUCCUGAGGUUGUGUGUCCUUAAAGUUACUCAACAGAGUGAGAAGCAUUUGGAGAAGAUUCUAAAUGUGGAUGAAUUUGUGAAGAGAAUUUUCUCUGUGAUUCAUAGUAACGAUCCUGUGGCAAGAGCCAUCACACUCCGGAUGUUGGGAAGUCUGGCAUCAAUAAUUCCUGAGAGGAAGAAUGCUCAUCACAGUAUCCGGCAGAGUCUGGAUUCACAUGAUAACGUAGAAGUUGAAGCUGCCGUUUUUGCUGCUGCAAACUUUUCUGCACAGUCAAAGGAUUUUGCUGUAGGAAUCUGUAACAAAAUCAGUGAAAUGAUUCAAGGGUUAGCCACACCAGUUGACUUGAAGCUGAAGUUAAUCCCCAUCCUUCAGCACAUGCACCAUGAUGCGAUCCUGGCGUCCAGCGCACGUCAGCUUUUACAGCAGCUGGUCACAUCCUAUCCCUCCACCAAGAUGGUGAUUGUUUCUUUGCACACUUUUACUCUGCUUGCCGCUUCAUCUUUGGUUGAUACGCCUAAGCAGAUUCAGCUACUAUUGCAGUAUUUGAAGAAUGACCCUAGGAAGGCAGUAAAGAGACUUGCUAUUCAAGAUCUGAAAUUACUUGCCAAUAAAACACCACACACUUGGAGUAGGGAAAAUAUUCAGGCACUCUGUGAAUGUGCCCUCCAGACUCCUUAUGACAGUCUGAAACUUGGGAUGUUGUCUGUCCUUUCCACACUGUCAGGGACCAUUGCCAUCAAACAUUACUUCAGCAUAGCUUCAGGAAACGUGGGUUCUUCCCCCAGAUCUUCUGACUUGGUCCGAUUAGCCCAAGAAUGCUGUUACCAUAACAACAGAGGCAUUGCAGCUCAUGGAGUGCGAGUCCUAACUAAUAUAACUGUCUCCUGUCAAGAAAAAGACCUUUUGGCACUGGAACAAGAUGCUGUCUUUGGCCUGGAAUCCCUUUUGGUACUUUGUAGUCAAGAUGAUAGUCCAGGUGCUCAAGCCACGUUAAAGAUUGCUCUGAAUUGUAUGGUGAAGCUAGCCAAGGGCAGGCCUCAUCUUAGCCAGUCAGUGGUUGAGACCUUGUUGACCCAGCUGCACAGUGCUCAGGAUGCCGCGCGGAUCCUGAUGUGCCAUUGCCUGGCGGCCAUUGCCAUGCAGCUGCCAGUGCUGGGCGACGGAAUGCUCGGGGACCUCAUGGAGCUCUACAAGGUGAUCGGACGGUCAGCCACAGACAAGCAACAGGAACUUCUGGUGAGUUUGGCCACUGUGAUAUUCGUAGCAAGUCAGAAAGCACUAUCUGCUGAAGUAAAGGCAGUAAUUAAGCAGCAGCUCGAAAGUGUGUCCAAUGGAUGGACUGUUUACCGAAUUGCCAGACAGGCAUCCAGAAUGGGUAACCAUGACAUGGCCAGAGAGCUUUAUCAGAGUUUGCUGACUCAGGUUGCCUCAGAACAUUUCUACUUCUGGCUGAAUAGUCUGAAGGAGUUCUCACAUGCAGAACAGUGCCUCACCGGGUUGCAAGAGGAGAACUAUAGUUCAGCACUUUCUUGCAUUGCUGAGUCUUUAAAAUUCUACCACAAAGGGAUUGCUUCCUUAACAGCUGCCAGUACACCACUGAAUCCUUUAAGUUUUCAGUGUGAAUUUGUAAAACUCAGGAUUGACCUUCUACAAGCCUUCUCUCAACUUAUCUGUACUUGCAAUAGCCUAAAGACAAGCCCUCCACCUGCAAUUGCCACAACCAUUGCCAUGACCUUAGGGAAUGACCUUCAGAGGUGUGGUCGCAUCUCCAAUCAGAUGAAACAGUCCAUGGAAGAAUUCCGAAGCCUUGCUUCCCGAUAUGGGGAUCUUUAUCAGGCAUCUUUUGAUGCUGAUUCAGCAACUUUGAGGAAUGUGGAACUAUAUCCUAAACCCACCUUACAGCAGCAGAGCUGUUUAUUGAUAUCUCAUGCAAUAGAAGCCCUCAUUUUGGACCCAGAAUCAGCAAGUUUCCAGGAAUACGGAUCUACUGGAGCGGCCCAUGCUGACAGUGAAUAUGAGAGGAGAAUGAUGUCUGUGUAUAAUCAUGUCUUGGAGGAAGUGGAAUCACUCAAUCGGAAAUAUACCCCUGUUUCUUACAUGCAUACAGCAUGCCUCUGCAAUGCCAUCAUUUCCUUGCUGAAAGUUCCUCUUUCAUUUCAGAGAUAUUUUUUCCAGAAACUGCAGUCUACCAGCAUCAAGCUUGCUCUGUCGCCGUCCCCCCGGAACCCUGCAGAGCCCAUCGCGGUCCAGAAUAACCAGCAGCUGGCACUAAAGGUAGAGGGAGUGGUUCAACAUGGAUCAAAACCAGGACUCUUCCGCAAAAUUCAGUCCGUCUGUCUGAAUGUUUCUUCUACACUACAGAGUAAAUCUGGACAAGACUACAAGAUACCCAUUGACAAUAUGACCAAUGAGAUGGAGCAGAGGGUUGAACCUCAUAAUGAUUACUUCAGUACUCAAUUUCUGUUGAACUUUGCUAUCCUUGGAACACACAACAUUACAGUGGAAUCUUCUGUGAAAGAUGCCAAUGGUAUUGUGUGGAAGACGGGUCCCAGAACUACCAUAUUUGUAAAAUCCCUGGAAGACCCUUAUUCCCAGCAAAUUCGCCUACAACAACAGCAGGCCCAACAACCAUUACAACAGCAGCAACAACGAAAUGCCUACUCACGGUUUUAGCCACAUGAUGAAUGCACUACAGACUUUACAGGAAUUGAUCAAAUGGGCAAAAAUAAUUUGAUUUUUCAUAUGGAUUAAGAUAUAAAAGAAUGUGGAGUCCAUCUA
Molecule: messenger RNA, 3144 nt
Organism: Panthera uncia (snow leopard)
Lineage: Eukaryota; Metazoa; Chordata; Mammalia; Carnivora; Felidae
Gene: INTS7
Product: integrator complex subunit 7
Exons: 20
Coding region: 133-3039 (968 amino acids)
Biological process (GO): snRNA 3'-end processing
Cellular component (GO): integrator complex
Source: RefSeq, a predicted model, not a curated record